AUGAACAAAAAGGGAGAUCUCAGUCAGCAGAACACAGCUGGAAUUGUCAAUGAUGAAGUUGAUGGCAACAAUAUAUGUAGUUUCAGAAAGAAAAAGGGAAUCAAGAGUACCACAAAGCAUGCUCCUCUAUUAGAAAAUGAGAAGGUUGAGCCAUCUCUCACCUCAAAAGUACCAGAUCCUCAUCCUCUUCAAGGAACCAUUGUUAGUUCAGGACCACCACUGCAUCAUUCUCUUCAAAACCUGACUAAUUUUCCUCUGGUAGAAAACCACAGGGGGGACAGAGGCAGUUCCCAUUUUGGCAGCAACGUGAAAGAAGACAUGUCUGGGGAAACACAUGACAUCCCAGAAAGUGCUGACAGUGGGAAAAUAGCAAUAGAAAAAAUGCAGGAGGGGACAGAAACAUCAGGUAAAACAAAGCUGUCCGUGGGUGCACAAUCCACAAGCAACACAGAGAAAGUUGAAUGCACAGAGACAGUGUGUGAAGAAGAGGACAGUGAGAAGACAGAGCAUAAACAAGAGGUCUGGGGCAGGAUGGAUGAAGAAAACAGCAAGUUUCAUAUGACAAAGAUGGGUUCCCUGGAGAGCACUGCAACCACACGAGGGAGUGAUGCUGCAGUAUCUUUCACACCUGGCAUUUCUAAACAAAGUCUACAAGAGCUAAAAAAACUUCUGAGUGAAGGCCCUCUGCCUGCCCAUGGGCCCAAUUACAAAAGCGGGUCAAAUGGCACUGUUAGUCAACAAAACUUGAAGCCCAUGGAGAAAAGAGCUGAAAAAUCAGGAAGGCCCUUUGAGACUCUUAGUCUCCAUUUUGGAAAAGAGAAUCAAAAGUACCACAGUUUUCUCAAGGAGGAAGCAGGGCAGCAGAGCAAACCUCUGCUGGUCCUCAGCUCUGCGGAUUCUGAUCAGCCGCAACCAGCAGGAGGCGAGGUGGAUCAGCCAUUCCUGAAAGAACCAGAAACUUCCAUGAGUGCCGAAAGUUCUGCUCCUGAGAUUCUGUUUGACUCUUCUGCAGGCAACUCUGCAUCCAGCAGAGAACCUGAUAUAAACGGCGUCGGAAUUCCAAGCCUCCUUCACCUGUUCUCUCACAUUGAAUUUAUUAAACAGCAGAUGGCCAGGGACAGCAUACAAUUCGUCAGAUUUGAAUCAAUAGACCUCCAUGGUGUGUCAAGAUCAAAGAAUGUUCCUUCUCGCUUUUUUCAUGAAAAAGCAAUUCAUGGUGUUGCCAUGCCCAGAAGCUAUCUUGAACUGACCCUGAAUCCUAAGGAUAAUGAAAUAGAUUAUAUAAAUGCAACCAAUUUUAAUUGCGACAUAAUCCUGAACCCUGAUUUAUCAACAUUUCGAAUUCUACCCUGGACCGAGCAGACUGCUAGAGUGAUAUGCGAUUCCUUCACUGUGCUGGGCAACCCUCUAAUGACCUCACCUAGGCAUGUUGCCAAGAAGCAGCUGAGAGAGCUUCAGGACAACGGCUUUUCUCUACACUCUGCCUUCACUUAUGAAUUUUGUAUUUAUGGCAUUACUGAGGUUGUAAAUUCGAAGACAAUAUCCUUUCCUGCAGCAACGAUACUAAAUAACCAUGACCAGACAUUCAUUCAGGAGCUCAUUGAAGGAAUGUAUUGUACUGGGGCCAACAUUGAAAGCUUUUCUUCUUCUAGUGGGCCUGGACAAAUGGAGAUCACUUUUCAUCCAGCAUUUGGCAUAGAUGCUGCUGACAGUGCCUUCACAUUUAGAACAGGCAUUAAAGAGGUGGCUAAGAAGUAUAGCUACAUAGCUAGCUUUUUCUCAGAAUCUGGAUUCUACAAUUCAGGGGCUCUCUCACAUAGUCUGUGGGAUCUGAAUGGCCAGAAGAAUUUGUUUUCUGCUGGUUAUGGAGCCGAGGAGCUCACAGAUAUUGGAAAAAAUUGGCUAUCUGGUCUCUUGGCACACUCAGCAGCUAUUAGCUGCUUGAUGGCUCCUACCACCAGCUGCCGUAAGCCUUAUUCCAAAUACAGCAAAGAAUCAAAAGAGACUGUAAGUGCAAAAUGGGCAUAUAAUGAUAACAGCUGUGCCUUUAAUGUCAAAAGUCAUGGUGGAAAAGGCACUCACAUAGAGAAUAAAUUAAGUUCUGCUACAGCAAACCCCUACUUGGUACUUGCUGCUACUAUUGCUGCAGGUCUAGAUGGAGUAAAGAGGGGACUUAGGUAUGAUGAUGCAUCGCAGGAAGAAAACCACAUAUCUGAUCUGAAACCUUCAUCCAUCCCUCUGAAGCUAGAAGAUGCUCUUGUGGCACUUGAGAAAGAUUCAUGCAUUAAGGAAGCAUUAGGUGAAACUUUCAUCAGUUAUUUCAUUGCCAUGAAACAUUAUGAGUUAGAAACUGAAGAAAUGGAUAGUGAAAGGAAUAAAUGCCUGGGGUAUUUUAUUUAGAGGGAGCACUCUUCUGUACUGAUGCUGUGUAAACUGAUGCAUAUACUGUAGACAAAUAUAUUGAAAUCAGUAAAUAUAUUUUAAAACGUUUUAAUGCUUUAUUUACUGCAUUUUCU
This is a messenger RNA of Phasianus colchicus (ring-necked pheasant), 2516 nucleotides long. The record is from RefSeq and is a predicted model, not a curated record. Lineage: Eukaryota; Metazoa; Chordata; Aves; Galliformes; Phasianidae.